This is a messenger RNA of Python bivittatus (Burmese python), 7323 nucleotides long. NCBI's taxonomy places the organism in Eukaryota, Metazoa, Chordata, Lepidosauria, Squamata, Pythonidae. The record is from RefSeq and is a predicted model, not a curated record.
GGACUGUUGAUUUGGAAAGCAUCACAAACCUGGUCAUACAGCCUGGCUGGUCUGCUUUCUGCUUUAUUUAUCUAUUACUAGUUAUUUAAAUUGAACUUUUAAUAACCUGCCAGCUGCUCUUCAGACACACAUGGUGCAUUGUUGCCAUUCCCAGAAUCACAUCUUUGAAAUCCAGACCCUUGGUAACCUUCAUCAAACAAAGAGGCGACCUCGAAGAUACAUCUACAGGAGGACUUUUCAAACCUGCCGCCCUCCAGCUUCUCUUUUGCCUGUGCUCUAUUUCUAGAACAUGAUGGAACCCACAAUGGAGUCCUGCUUGAUGCAGGUCCUGCAGAAAGACGUUGGGAAGCGACUUCAGGUUGGCCAAGAACUGAUAGAUUAUUUCUCAGAUAAACAGAAAUCUGCUGAUCUUGAACACGAUCAGACCAUGCUGGAUAAAAUGGUUGAUGGUCUUGCUACCUCGUGGGUAAAUUCCAGCAAUUAUAAGGUUGUCCUGCUGGGCUUGGACAUCUUAUCUGCACUGGUGUCGCGGCUCCAGGAUAGAUUUAAAGCUCAAAUUGGCACAGUGUUACCUAGUCUAAUUGACAGACUGGGAGAUUCAAAAGACUCUGUACGAGAGCAGGAUCAGGCCCUGCUGUUAAAAAUCAUGGAGCAAGCUGCUAACCCCCAGUACGUCUGGGACAGAAUUUUGGGAGGAUUCAAACACAAGAAUUUCCGGACAAGAGAAGGAAUUUGCCUCUGCCUUAUUGCAACUCUUAAUGCAUCUGGAGCUCAGAGUUUAACCUUGAGCAAGAUUGUGCCCCAUAUAUGUAACUUACUUGGUGAUCCAAACAGCCAGGUUCGUGAUGCAGCAAUAAAUAGUCUUGUAGAAAUCUACAGACAUGUAGGUGAACGUGUAAGAGCUGAUCUCAGCAAAAAGGGAUUGCCACAGUCUCGGCUGAACAUCAUUUUUACAAAAUUUGAUGAAGUACAGAAAUCAGGCACCAUGAUCCAGGGAUCUGGUGAUAAAAAUUUUGAUGAUGAUGACUCUGUGGACGGGAACCGACCAUCCUCAGCCAGUUCCUCAACCUCUUCAAAGGCUCCUUCAACCUCUCGAAAAGGGGGGGUGGGCACUGCUCGUAGGGUAGGGGCAGUAGCCUUAGUCUCAAAGGCUCCAGCAACUAAAGAAGGAGCUGGUGCUGUUGAUGAGGAGGACUUCAUUAAAGCUUUUGAAGAUGUCCCAACAGUUCAGAUUUAUUCUAGCCGAGACUUUGAAGAAUCCAUAAACAAAAUCAGAGAAAUCCUGUCCGAUGACAAACAUGAUUGGGAACAGAGAGUAGCUGCACUGAAAAAAAUCCGGUCUUUAUUGUUGGCUGGAGCUGCUGAGUAUGAUACCUUCUUCCAACAUCUGCGCUUGCUGGAUGGAGCCUUUAAAUUAUCUGCGAAAGACUUGAGGUCCCAAGUAGUGCGAGAAGCUUGUAUCACAUUAGGACAUUUGUCAUCGGUAUUGGGUAACAAGUUUGAUCAUGGGGCAGAAGCCAUCAUGCCAACAAUCUUUAAUCUCAUUCCCAACAGUGCCAAAGUCAUGGCCACUUCUGGUGUAGUAGCUGUUAGAUUAAUUAUUCGACAUACGCACAUCCCUCGACUAAUUCCCAUCAUCACCAGUAACUGUACUUCCAAAUCAGUUGCAGUUAGAAGGCGGUGUUUUGAAUUUUUAGAUUUACUUUUGCAGGAAUGGCAGACACACUCCUUGGAAAGGCAUGUAUCAGUAUUGGCUGAAACAAUCAAGAAAGGAAUCCAUGAUGCUGACUCCGAAGCACGGAUAAAAGCCAGAAAGUGUUACUGGGGCUUCCACAGCCAUUUUAGCCGAGAAGCGGAACAUUUGUUUAAUUCACUGGAAUCCUCGUACCAGAAAGCCCUGCAGUCUCACUUGAAGAAUUCUGAUAGCAUAGUGUCUUUGCCUCAGUCAGAUCGCUCCUCUUCUAGUUCCCAGGAGAGUCUCAACCGUCCACUAUCUGCCAAAAGAAGCCCAACCGGAAGCACUACUUCACGAGCUUCUGCAGUUAGUGCAAAAUCUGUGUCAACAUCGGGGUCUCUCCAGCGUUCUCGCAGCGACAUUGAUGUGAAUGCAGCAGCCAGCGCCAAAUCCAAAGUAACAUCUUCUGGCUCGGAUUCCCCCUUCAGUUCUGCUGCGGCCCUGCCUCCAGGCUCAUAUGCAUCCCUUGGUCGAAUUCGCACAAGGAGGCAAAGCUCUGGAAGCGCCAGUAGUAUCACUUCAACACCUGCUGACACUCGAGGCCGCAGUCGGGCUAAAGUAGUUUCGCAGUCCCAGCCUGGUAGUCGAUCCAGCUCUCCUGGCAAGUUGUUGGGAAGUGCAUAUGGUGGGCUUAACAGUGGAACAACCAGAGGACACCCAGUGCCAACACCAUCCUCAUCUUCUGACAAACGUAGUAAAGUCCCUCGAAGCCAAGGCUGCAGCCGAGAGACCAGCCCCAGCAGGAUAGCUCUAGCACGGAGCAGCCGUAUCCCCCGACCCAGCGUGAGUCAGGGGUGCAGCCGCGAUACCAGCCGUGAGAGCAGCCGAGAUACAAGCCCUGCUCGGGGCUUUCCUCCACUUGCCUCUCGACGUCAUUCCAGGUCCACUAGUGCUCUCUCCACUGCUGAUUCUGUUGGGCAGUCAGACCGGUUUGGGCUUGGCCAGCCAGGCAGGUUGCCUGCCUCUAUGAAUGCCAUGCGAGUUCUCAGUACGAGCACAGAUCUGGAGACUGCUGUGGCAGAUGCACUGCUCUUAGGAGACUCCAGAAGCAAGAAGAAACCAGUGAGGAGAAGGUAUGAACCAUAUGGGAUGUAUUCUGAUGAUGAUGCAAACAGUGAUGCAUCAAGUGCUUGCUCAGAGCGCUCCUAUGGUUCUCGCAAUGGAGGUAUCCCACACUACCUGCGACAAACAGAAGAUGUAGCUGAAGUCUUAAACCACUGUGCUAGUUCCAACUGGUCUGAAAGGAAGGAGGGGCUAAUUGGCUUGCAAAACUUAUUGAAGAGCCAAAGGACAUUAAGCCGAGUUGAGUUGAAAAGGCUAUGUGAAAUCUUCACACGUAUGUUUGCAGACCCCCACAGCAAGAGAGUUUUCAGCAUGUUCCUUGAAACCUUGGUAGACUUCAUUAUUAUUCACAAGGAUGAUUUGCAAGACUGGCUCUUCGUUCUUCUGACACAGUUACUCAAGAAGAUGGGUGCUGACCUGCUGGGAUCAGUGCAGGCAAAAGUGCAGAAAGCUCUGGAUGUAACAAGGGAUUCUUUUCCAUUUGAUCAACAGUUUAAUAUUUUGAUGAGAUUUAUUGUAGAUCAGACCCAGACACCAAAUCUUAAGGUAAAAGUGGCAAUACUGAAAUACAUUGAAUCCUUGGCUAGACAGAUGGAUCCUACAGAUUUUGUCAACUCCAGCGAGGCAAAACUUGCAGUUUCUAGGAUUAUUACCUGGACAACAGAACCAAAGAGCUCAGAUGUGAGAAAGGCAGCACAAAUAGUCCUGAUCUCUCUGUUCGAACUGAACACUCCCGAGUUUACCAUGUUACUUGGUGCCUUGCCAAAAACAUUCCAGGAUGGUGCUACCAGACUAUUACAUAACCACCUCAAGAACUCCAGCAACACUAGUGUGGGUUCCCCUAGCAAUACUGUUGGCCGAACUCCUUCACGUCAUCCUAGCAGCAGAACCAGCCCCUUAACUUCACCUACCAAUUGUUCUCAUGGAGGAUUAUCACCCAGUCGUUUCUGGGGUUGGAGUGCAGAUGGGCUGUCGAAGCACCCCCCUCCCCUUUUUCAGCCUAACUCCAUCCCCGCUGCUCCUUCUCACAAGACUUUCAGGCGUUCUUACUCUCCCAGCAUGCUGGAUUACGACACGGAGAACCUAAAUUCUGAUGAAAUUUAUAGCUCUCUUCGUGGAGUCACAGAAGCAAUUGAAAAGUUUAGUUUUCGUAGCCAAGAGGAUCUAAAUGAGCCAAUCAAACGUGAUGGAAAGAAGGACAGUGACAUUGUUUCUAGAGAUGAUGGUAUAGCCUCGCCAGCCACUGAUAUGCGUGGAAGUAGUGAUGUUGUGGAAGGAGGAAGGAUGGCUCUAGAUAACAAGACUUCCCUACUCAACACCCAGCCCCCACGUGCCUUUUCUGGACCCCGAGCUCGAGAAUACAACCCCUAUCCAUACUCUGAUACUAUCAGCGCCUAUGAUAAGACUGCUCUUAAGGAAGCCGUGUUUGAUGAUGAUAUGGAUCAGCUUCGGGAUGUGCCCAUUGAUCAUUCCGACUUGGUGGCUGAUCUUUUAAAAGAAUUAUCCAAUCAUAAUGAACGGGUAGAAGAACGGAAAGGAGCCCUUCUUGAAUUAUUGAAGAUUACAAGAGAAGAUAAUCUGGGAGUUUGGGAGGAACAUUUUAAGACCAUUUUGCUUUUAUUACUUGAAACGCUUGGAGACAAAGAUCAUUCGAUACGAGCCUUGGCACUAAGAGUUUUGAGAGAAAUUCUGAGGAACCAACCUGCAAGAUUUAAGAACUAUGCUGAACUAACUAUCAUGAAGACCCUAGAAGCGCAUAAAGAUUCUCAUAAAGAGGUUGUGAGAGCUGCUGAGGAAGCAGCUUCCACUCUGGCCAGCUCCAUCCACCCAGAACAGUGCAUCAAAGUGCUCUGUCCCAUCAUUCAAACAGCUGACUAUCCAAUUAAUCUGGCUGCUAUUAAAAUGCAAACUAAAGUCAUUGAAAGAAUCUCAAAGGAGUCAUUGCAUCAGCUCCUACAAGACAUCAUCCCUGGGUUGUUGCAGGGUUAUGACAACACCGAAAGCAGUGUUCGCAAAGCCAGUGUAUUUUGCCUGGUGGCCAUCUAUUCAGUGAUUGGUGAAGAACUGAAGCCUCAUCUUGCACAGCUGACUGGGAGCAAGAUGAAGCUCUUGAAUUUGUACAUAAAGAGAGCCCAGACUACCAACAGCAACAGCAGCUCAUCUUCAGAUGUUUCUACACACAGUUAAUGGAGACCUUUGGACAUAUGUGUAGACAUAGAAACAAUCAACUGUGCCUCUCAGAAACCCUUCCCUCAUCAGCACGCUCCAUCCGCUGAUGGAGGCCAUGCAAAUAUUUAUUGCAAUCAGUAUUUUUAGUCCUUUUAAAGCUUUUUAUUGUAGGAGAUUCUUGGAAUUGAAUAUAAGGGAAGCAAGGCCUGGAUUGCAGUUUUCAUUAAAAACAAGGCAAUAGUGUACUAUGGUUAAAUACAUUGCAGUUACAUACUGUCUCUACUAAGAUCUGAAGUAGUCCCAGAGCUAUAUAACAUGUUGGUGUUUUAUCAAACAGAUUUCUUUGAUAUUGAUGGAGAGCUUGAAUUUAUAUUAGACUAUAUUUGUAUUAUAGUCAUACUUUUAACUAGUUACUCUAGUUUCCCCAAUUGUCAAGCAUCGUUUUAGAACUGAGCUUAAAAGUUGGAAUGAUCUGCCGUUUUUUCAGACAAAAUCUAUACAGACUAUAAAAUCAAGCCCUUCAACUAGUUUUUUUUUUUUUUUAACUUUAAUCAUCUGUGUGGCAAAGGUCAUGAAAAUUCAAGGAACCCUGAGCAAAUAUAAAACAGUACAAUCUAUACAGGGCAAUAUGGUUAGUUUUGUAGAACUGAUUCAAGAGCUGCCUCUGCACAGACAACUCAGUUUACAAUUUCUUCUCAGUGUAUUUCAACAUAUUUUUCAAAAUGUUUGAAAUUGCAAAUUGCUCUUAAUAUUCCCAGUUCUAACCUACCUGACACAGUUUUACUGUUUGUUUCUUUGUUUUAAUGGAGCUCUGUUUUGUUACAGUAUUUACGGUAUUCCUUCUGUAACAACAGAAAUCUGUUAGUAUGCACUGAGACUGGAUGCACUGUAAUGCCUGUAUACUGGUCAAGACCUAAUGUUGCUGUCAGAGAAACCUGUCUCCUGGGAGAUACGUGUGACAUUCUACUACUGCUGCUUCGAUGUUCCAUGAGAAACAUGUACUUUCCAAAGCUCUGAUUGGCUUCCUGGGAGCUGCAACACAGAUAACCAGGCCUGCCUGCCUUCCUUCCUUCCUUCCUUCCUAAAGGAUUUCUUUUGUUUGUCAGCUAAUGUUCCUUAGUGCGACACUUGUUCUUUUAACAUUCACCUUCACUCAUCAGGAGUCGUCCAUCCUUUGAGUACUCCAGGAUGGCCUCCUUCUGCUCCCAUUCAGCCUGAAUUAUUUAUAAUAGUUUUUGUGUGCCCAGCAUAUCUAUCGAAUUAUUUCCAUCUUAGAAUUUCAGACAUUACCUUUUUUUUUUUUUUUUUGGCAGUGCUCAAAGGGCUAGCUUAAUCUGCAACAAUUUGCCUUCUUUAAAGCUGUACAAUUGGAGAAUGUAAGACAUAUUUAAAUGCUCUGGGCAGAAGGAUUCUUUAGCUACCAUUCCAUCCAUGCUGAUGGAGUUAGAUCUGCAUGCUGUUGGCACAGAGAGAGAGAGAGCCAGAAUAGAGGGCUCCCUCUUCCCCCAGCAUGGUCCAGAUGUGUGCAGCUGCUUUUUCUCUUGCUGCCUUCUUAGACAGGGCUUUAACUUUUCGAGAAAAAAAGAUGUUAUUUCCUUCGGGGUCUUCUCCAUUGUCCCAUGUCCCUUCCCUUUUCAGGCCAUUAUAUCUGAAAAUUUGCACAGAACAACCUGCCUGAUAUUGGGUUGCCUUAGAUGGGGAUGCUUCUGUUCUGAUGGGGCACCAGUGUACCCAGGGUGGGAGUAUACGACCCUGCGCAACCCUUUUCACCAUCUAAAUCCUGUCCGUCUCUUAAUGUAGUGCUGAAUUAUCUGAGGCAUGUGGCUUUCUUUGAAAAGGUACACUACGUGUGCUUGCUGGAUUACAAUACAAGACUUUUCUAUCACUUCCUGUUAGCUCUCAGUAACCUGUAUAAGUAAUGUACCUUGCAACAUUGUUACAUAAAUCUUCUUUCUAUCACCCUCCCAGCCCCUUUAUUUAUCAAGUGUAAUGGUUCGUAUUAAAGGACAACAGAGAAAUAUUUGUAGAACGCAGAAAAAGUUUGCUAACAAUAAUAAUGUUUUAAAUGGGAAGGACGGGCUGGCAAAGCUUAUCAAAACAGUCAGCCAUCAGAAAAAGUUUCUUGGCACAGUGUUCAUGCGCAUGUAUUUAAUUUUGAUUUUGGGUUGGUUAUUUUAUUUUAUUUUCCUUUUUUUUUUUUUGCGCUUUGUCAUGUUACAUCCAUAUCUUGUAUUUAUAUCUUAUUUGUUUCACUUUGAGUGUAUCAUGGCAAAUGUACAGAUGUUUUUAUGUUAACAUUUACAUGAUAGAAUUUGCUAAAAAAAUAAUAAAACUUUCUGAGUUUGCCCUAGAAUAAA